UCGUCUGGGAAAAGUGCGCGCGUGUGUGUGUGUGUCUAUUCAUCUUUUAUUGCGCAUAUCGCAUCAAUGCGAAGAAGACCCGUAUGCUUCGUCAUAUGAUGGAAUUUGCGUUGCCAACCUGCAACUACCCCCUUUACCUCCCUUCCUCCCAACCCUCCCAUUAUGCAAGUACAAUCAAAACCGUCAUCUUCCGUCUGCUGGCAGCGAGCGCACGCACACAAAAUGGAACGCGCGCCUAUGUUUGUGUGUGUGUGUGUGUGAGUAUGUGCUAAGAGCAAAAAUGGUUCGCUCUGGCUCUGUGUGUGUGCGCGCGCGUGUGUAUCGAUGUGUUGUUAUUGUUGUUUGUUGUGUCGAGCUCCUUGACCGUGAUAAGGGCAUCCAUUUAAAAGUGAUGCGUAUCGGUGCGAAAUGCGGUCUGUGGUGGCCGUUUUCAUUGUGCGUACGGCAGGAAACAAUUGCCGCAACAAUUGCGCAAACAAUAGGGGGGAAAAGCGCUGAAACUGAAGCUUGCUGCGAACGGCAGCAACAUGAAAAGCUGCUCUGCUGUGCGCACGGAGUGAAAAUGUUUAUCGCCGCAACAAUCAAUAACAGCAAGCUGUUCAGGCUUUGAUGGCGCUUACACCAGCCGCCUCACCAGCACCACCAGCAGCAGCAGUAUCAGUAAAGGUGUUGUCAGUGUUGCCAUCGUCGACGUCGUCACUGCAGCUGCCGGCGACCAUGGUGCAACGGGUAGUAGUAGUCGCCACUGCCGAUGCCACCGCUGUCGCCGCCGCCGACUCCACCCUUCACGGAUGAUACAGCCCGGACGGACGGACGGACGGACGACGACGGAUGAGGCCCGCCCGAAACGGACGAUGACGAGGGUGCCGGUGCGCCUCCUGCCCGUUGUGUGUGUGUGUAGUGUUUUGCAUAUGCCGUUGUUGUUGUGUUGUCCUUGCUGUUGGUGAUCAUGUUACAGCAGUGCCGGUUGGGGCCACUUUCUUCUUGCGCGUAAAACAAAGCCUGCCGAGGAUUGCACAUACUCACAACACUCUCCGUCUAUCUAUCUCUCUAUCUCUCUCUGUCUGUCUCUCUGUCUCUCUGUCUCUCGCUGUACAUCUGUGUUCCCACUCCAUACUGCACCGGAUUCAUAGUUCGGAAAACUUCACCCACUUGGGAGUGUUGUGUGAGCGUACUGACGAAACGCCGACAAGUGUUUGUGCACGCGCGCGUGUGUGUCUGUGGGACAGUGGUCCAACAUUCCGGCAGUCCCAGGUGUGCGCCGCGAUUAGCGAAGUGAUUUGUGGUCACCGUUGUUCCUAAUAGAAAGGAAGUCGACAAAAGCCGGCAAUCGUGCGUGCGUGUUUGUGUUGUGGCACAAUCUGAUCUGAAAGAUAUCGGCGAAAACGAAGCAAAUUAAGGUGAUUUGGAAGUGAAAUUUAACUAGAAAAGUAAAACAGUACCAGCGGAGGUGGUGGCUCGUCCUGCACCAAGUGCGGCGACUGGCGCAGAGAAAGAGAAAGAGAAGGCCCGUGGCCUGUUGUGUUGCACAGUGGCUUAGCAACCGCGGCCAAAUAGCCUACUCUAAAAGUGUGUACUGGUGCCACCACUUUGUUGCACUCGCCAAAACAAAACAAAAAAAAAAAAAACGGUCCGGUGCGGCACACGUCUUGGCUGGCAGAAGAAGAAAAAAAACCCAGCCACAGCAUAUCCUGCAAAGCAUAAAGUACGAGCAACGUGUGCGUGUGUGUGCGUGUGUAUAUGUGUCGUCUGCCCGGGUGUACGCACUGGUCCGGUGCCGAAGGCUAAAGCAUGUUCUCUGGCAGUUCGCAUGUAUCGAUCACGGAUGCGGCUGAUUACGAUUUCGAGAAUGCGGAAAAUGCGGCCAAAUGGAGGGGCUUGUUCAUCUCAUCGUUGCGGAAGGUGCUCGAGCAGGUGCAUCCUUCGCUGCAGGCCCGGGAGGAUGCGUUGCUGUACGUCGAGAGCCUGUGCCUGCGAUUGUUAGCGACACUGUGUGCGAAGCCACCGCCGCACACGGUAAUGGACGUGGAGGAUCGUAUCAUCCGUACCUUUCCGACCCCGAUCGAUAGGUGGGCACUGGGGGAGGCACGCGAAACGAUAGACAAGUCGAAAAAGAAGAAACCGGUGCUACCAGUUGAUCGUGUGCAUACGCUACUGCAGAAGGAGGUGCUGCAGUACAAAAUCGACAGUUCCGUAUCGCUGUUUCUGGUGGCCGUGCUCGAGUACAUAUCCGCCGACAUCCUGAAGCUGGCCGGGUACUAUGUGAAGAACAUACGCCACAUCGAAAUUACCCGCGAGGACAUCGAGGUCGCCAUGUGCGCUGACAAGGUACUGAUGGACAUGUUCUAUCAGGGCGAAAGCUCCAACUCGAUGGCACCGAGUCCGCUUCCACCGACGCCCCGCGCCAGCCUCAGCUACGAGGAGGUCGUAAAGGAACUGAUCCACGACGAGAAACAGUAUCAACGGGAUCUGCACAUGAUCAUCCGAGUAUUCCGGGAGGAGUUAGUUAAGAUAGUUAAGGAUCCAAAAGAGCUGGAUUUAAUAUUUUCCAACAUAAUAGACAUUUACGAAGUGUCGGUGACGUUGCUGGGAUCGCUCGAAGAUGUGAUAGAAAUGUCCCAGGAGCAAACGCCACCGUGUAUUGGUAGCUGUUUUGAAGAACUGGCAGAAGCGGCUGAAUUCGACGUGUAUGCAAAGUAUGCAAAGGAUAUUACAUCGGUGACGGCGAAGGAAGCGCUAGCCAAUUUGUUAGCCCGACCGGAGGUAGCCAGUUCACUGAUGUCAGCCGGGCAUGGUUUCAAGGAGGCGGUCAAAUUUUACCUACCAAAACUACUAUUAGGGCCCAUCGGGCAUGCGCAGUUAUAUUUGGAUUACAUUAAGGUUUUACUACAGCUUAGUCCCUCGCAGGAGGAUAAAGAGAGCUUUGAGCAGGUGCAAGGGUUGCUGAAACCGCUGCAGUGCGAGCUGCAGAGCAUUUCAUCACUCCUGCCGAAAGAAUACUUUACGCGCGUGAACAGCCGUGCCCGGCGGCAGUCGGCGAUCGAGAAAACGCGCGACCUGCAAAACACGGUCGAGCACUGGGACAAGGACGUGGGCCAGUGCUGCAACGAGUUCAUCCGGGAGGAUACGCUCGCGAAGCUGAGCUCGGGCAAGCGGCAGACCGAGCGGAAGGUGUUCCUGUUCGACGGGCUGCUGGUGCUGUGCAAGGCGCGGCGCCAGAUAGUGCCGGGCAACAACUACGACUACCGGCAGAAGGAGCGGUUCUUCAUGCGCAAGGUCGAGAUCAUCGACCGGCCCGACACGGACGAGCUGAAGCACGCGUUCGAGAUUUCGCCCCGCGAGCAGCAGAGCGUUGUACUUAUCACCAAGAACGCCCAGCACAAGAACGACUGGAUGGCGGACCUGAUCAUGCUGAACACGAAAUCGAUGCUGGAGCGCAUACUGGACAGCAUCCUGCUCGACAUCGAGAAGAAGCACCCGCUCCGGCUGCCGAGCCCGGACAUGUACAAGUUUGCCGUGCCGGACGGGCCGUCGAACAUCGUGCUGGAGGAGCGCGAGGGCACGGGUGUGCCGCUGAUCAAGGGUGCGACACUGUGCAAGCUGAUCGAGCGGCUGACCUACCACAUCUACGCCGAUCCGAUGUUUGUGCGCACGUUUCUGACCACGUACCGGUCGUUCUGCUCGCCGAAGGAGCUGCUCCAGCUGCUGGUCGAGCGGUUCGACAUACCGGAUCCGGCCGUCGUGUACGAUCCGGCGGCGGAAAAGGAGCUGGCCGGCGACACGGACAAGUUCCACAAGAACUCGCAGCGGGAGGACUGGAAGCGGUACAAGAAGGAGUACGUGCAGCCGGUACAGUUCCGCGUGCUGAACGUGCUUCGGCACUGGGUCGAUCAUCAUUUCUACGACUUUGAGCGGGACGGCGAGCUGCUCGAGUCGCUCGAACGGUUUCUGGAGACGGUGCGCGGCAAAUCGAUGCGCAAGUGGGUUGAUUCGGUGAUGAAGAUCGUUCAGCGGAAGGUAAGCACAGUGAGCUUCUGGUGUUUAUGCCAGUUUCUUAUUGAUUUUGUAUUUUCCUUUUUUUUUCUUUUGCAGAACGAAAGUGAAGACAAUCACCGGCAAAUAACGUUCGCGUUCGGGCACAGUCCGCCGGCGAUUGAGCACCAUCUGCCGCUGAACGGUGAGAACGAGUUCAACCUGCUAAUGCUGCAUCCACUCGAGCUGGCGCGACAGUUGACUCUGCUGGAGUUUGAAAUGUACAAGAAUGUCAAACCCUCCGAACUGGUUGGCUCGGUGUGGACGGGGAAGGAUAAAGAAACAACUAGUCCUAAUUUAUUGAAAAUAAUGCAUCACACUACUAAUUUUACACGCUGGAUCGAGAAAUCGAUCAUUGAGGCGGAAAACUUCGAGGAGCGCGUCGCGAUGGCGAGCCGCGCGAUCGAGGUGAUGAUGGUGCUGCAGGAUUUGAACAACUUCAACGGCGUGCUGUCGAUCGUGUCCGCCUUCCAGGGGGCGGCCGUCCAUCGGCUCAAGCUGACGCUGGAGGACAUCCCGAAGCGCCACCAGCAGGUGCUGGCCGAGUGCCGCGAGCUGAACAAUUCGCACUUCAAGAAGUACCAGGAGAAGCUGCGCUCGAUCAAUCCGCCGUGCGUGCCGUUCUUCGGCAUGUACCUCACCAACAUACUGCACAUCGAGGAGGGCAAUCCGGACUUUCUGCCCAACACGGAGCUGAUCAACUUCUCCAAGCGGAGGCGGGUGGCCGAAAUUACGGGCGAAAUACAGCAAUAUCAGAAUCAGCCGUACUGCUUAAAAGUCGAUCCUAGCAUAAGGAAUUUUCUAGAGAAUUUAGAUCCUUUUAAAGGAAUGAGCAUCACGGAAAUUCAGAACUAUCUGUACGAGGAGAGCAAACGGAUAGAGCCGAAAAACUGUCGCCAGCCGUUGAAAUUCCCCAAAAAAUGGCCGGACAUUUCGUUGAAGUCGCCCGGCAUUAAGCCGUCGUCGAGGCGCAACAACAGCUCCGCCAACUCGUCGAUGACGCUGCCUGGCACGCUGCCGUACAGCAAGACGUCCCUGCUGGCGAACAGUGACACGGGCGAACAGUCGCCGCCGGCCUCCUCCUCCUCGUCCGUGCACGACUACUCCAUCUUCGCAUCGGUCAACAUUCACUCCUCCUCGUCCGGGACGUCCUCGCUUUCGUCGCUCUACUACCAGCAGCAGCAGCAACACCUACAGCAACAGCUUCAGCAGCAGCAGCAGCAGCAUCACUCCGGUUUCUACCACGGCCAGCAGCAGCAGCUGCAGCAAGGUGGCGGGGUUGUCGCUGGCAGUAGCAGCGGCUCGUCACAGUACUCACAUCACGGCAGUGCGCACCACCAUCCACACCAGCAGCAGUACCUGCCGCAUCACCAUCCGCAUCACCAUCACCACCACCAUCACCAUCCGCAUCACUACCAUCCGAGCUUCUCGCAGUCGAUCGCGAACCUGACGACGGCCGGCGGGGACAGCCAGAUGGCGCCGGAGAUACCGCGCCGCUCGGACAGUAUUAUACUGACCAACACGAACCAGCUGCUGGCCGGCAGCGGCUGCCUGUCGGAGAGCAGCGGUGGCAGCUACAACGGCGGCAAGCUGCUGCCCAGCCCGCGCUACCCGUCCGCCUCGAUGACGACCCUACCGUCCUCGUCGUCCUGCUCGGCGGCGGGUACUUCCGGUGGCGGUACCGGCGGGAUGGCCGUCGGCGCCUCCAGCUACUCGAUCGGGGGCAGCCUGUACAGUGGUUCCAGUAGCGAAGCAUCCGGCUACGGUACUGCCAGCUCAGUGACGUCAUCGUCGGCGGCCAGUAUUGUUUCAAUGUCGCACAACGAUGCUACGGUGCAGCAGCAGCAGCAGCAAGGGUCGGCGGUGGUGAUCCCUCAUCCCGACAUUCCACCGGCAAUCAGUCCACGCACUGACAAACCACAACCAUUGCAUCCACCACCACCACCUCCACCGUCCCUGCAGCAUGCAGCUAGUGCAAGUCCGGGAGCUACCGCGGGCAGCGGCAGUAGCAUCGCCGGCUCCUCCAUACUGGCCAACAUGGCGGCGGUAGGAACAUCCAUCGCCAACAGUACUAGCAGUAACUUUAGACAUAGUGCAUCCAAUUCUAUCAAAAAUCAAAACUGUGAUUUUACUUACACCAUCCCGGGCGGUGGUGGUGGUCCCACGGGCAGCAGUGCGAGCGGCGCCCCUCCACCGCCGACCAAUUCCAGCGGACGACCGUCGUCCUGUGAGCAUUCGCCCGUCUAUCCUUCCAGCCCGAAAAUCCAGCUCCAGCAUAAUCAUCCCACCGCGGGAGCGGCUCUGCCACCUGUCUGUCCGCACCACCAUCACCAUGCCGCCCAUCAUCAUCACAUCGAUGCGGCGGCUGCGGGCGAUGGUGGUGGGCCGGCGGCCAAUUCGAUCCAGUACAACAGCAGCGUGUCACCUUCCGCCAGCAGCCACCAUCCGUGUCACCUGUGUGCGGGCGGUGUGGACGCAGGCGGCAGCUUGUCGAACAAUGCCGACAUUGGUCCGACACCGAUCUCACCGCACGUCAACGUACCAAAUACGCACAAUGUGCUACCACCCCCGGCGCCUCCACUACCUCCUAGGGCUAAGCGAAAAGAAUCUUCCAUGGAUUCGACCCAGUCGUCGCAGAUGCGGCAGGCGCCGGACGCACCGACGCUACCACCGAGAGACGUUAGUCCGCCGCCACUACCGCCUAGGAUUUACACACAGUCGUCACACUACCAGUUCGGAGUGGCCAGCCAGGCCGGCACGACGCUGCUACUUAACUACACGCAAAGUCCGAGUGUGUGCGGCGGUGGUGGUGUCGCCGGUACCGGCGGCAGCAGCAGCUUUCCAAUGGACAGCUCCAACUGGAACCAUUCCUCAUUCCAUGCGAAGGAUGAAUCGACGUCUUCGUCCUCGUCCUCGUCGACGCUAACGCGGGACAAUUUGAACCAGCACAAUCAGCACAGUGUCGGCGGCACGACGGCAAGCAGCAGCAGCCAGAACAGCAGCAGCAUGGAGCAGCGGCUGCUAAUGCUGCCCCAUACCAGCACGAUCAUGAUGCGGCGCAACUCGGCGAUGGAUCGGGCGGCGAAGGAAAACAUUCCCAACAUUGCCACUUCGAGCUCGCUGUCCGGGCUGUCGACGAUCGCUGGCAGCAGCGCAGGUGGUGGUGGUGUCGGUGGAGCGAACGUUGUCCCGGGCGUUGGGGUCGGUGGCAGUGGAUCGACAAUGAAUUCCAGCGGUGGUCCCAGCGUUUCCGGUUCGCUCGGCAGCAGCGGUGCGUCCGUCGGCAGUAGCCCGUCGGCGGUGAAGAACAAGUCGGUGCAGAACUCACCCAUCUCGGGGCAGGCGCAGCAGCCGAAUGUACUUUGCCGAAGGGCCAGUACAAACAUUUCGCCCCGCUUUUCGCCCGGCGAAACGACACCAAAACUACCCCCCAAACCGAAACAGAACAGUAUAAGUUCAGAUCGUACAAUGUUUCCCUAUCCCAGCACGAACUGACCCAACGGUAGUCCCGGCGGUGGGCGCUACUUCAUACGCUAGCCCGUUACAGCACCGGUGCAAAUGGACCCCAAAUGGACAAACGGUACAAACGUGACAACAACAACAACUUUGUGCUGUUGUGCUGUUUCAAUUGAAUUGAGAAGGAAUAACGCUUACACAAAGUGUUGCAGUGGAAUGCUGACAAAAAGGGGAUCAUCUCGGGGCGCCUUCUGCGCGCUUUAGUUUACACAAGGGACGGGCCAGUGGUGGUGGUGGUGGUGUUGUGGAACUGGUAUUAUUUGUUGAUGCCAAAAACAUCUCAAUCCGUACGAACAUGCAUAAUGAUUCGCAUUUUACGAAUGUGUGUGCCAUAGAGCGGAAGUUUCUUACGCCCCAGAAGUUUCCGUUUUGUUUUGUUCUCCUGUUUCAAUUUGACCUUUUUUAAUCUUCCAGCUGCCGCUGUUGCCCGGUCAAGAGUACCCCUCCUGCAGCUUUUAGUUUGAUGUUGUCUUAAGAAAAAGGGAAGAGUUUUUAAUGUGUGACUACACUUUGCGCCGACGAUGUGUUGUGCGUGGCAAUGGUGGGAAAAAAAGUAUUAAUUCGUUUGAAAUUGGCACGCCGCAAAAAAGUGCCGCAUGAGAGCGACAAAAGAACACAUGAUACAGGUAGAGGCAGGGUUGUUUAGCGGGUUGAUAGAGAUUUGAACACCUUACCUAUCACAUGCAUGUUGGUAGUACUUGCACAUGGUUGGUUAAUAAUUUUUCAGUUCCAAUUUCAAGUGCCACGACGAGAGGAAGCUGCAUGGAAUGAUUUGAAUUGAAGCAAACUUGCGCUGUCGCAUUUGGCGUGUUACCUCUCUGUCUGUUCGAUGAGGAUCACAUAGUAGGCAUUUUUUUUUUUAAAUUGUAAAUCGAAGAUGCACUGUAUAGCUGGAAUGCAGCAAAAAAAAAAAAAAACAAUACAACAAAACAUUACAAAACAAACAUUAGUUCGUUCGUGCGCACGUUUUGAGCUCGCUCGUGCAGCAGUGUAAUGUUGCUGUAGUGUAAGCGUAUAAGAUGAAGAUGAUAUGCAUUAUAUAGCACAAAGGGAAAAAAAGAACCAUUUGAAGAAAAAAAACACACAGCUACAUAAACACAUUUUGGAACAGAUAGAGCAGAUAAUUUGAUUGUUGUGUAAUGUAGAUGUUUUAUAUGGAUGAUUAAAAGAAGAAAAAACAAACAAACAAACACACUAUUCUAGCGGGAUAUAGAAAGAGAGAGAGAGAGAGAGAGAGAGACAGAGGGGUACCUAGAAGCAGGAGUAAGGAGUAGCGUAACACAAGUGGUUGUGUGGUGUGUAAAUAUGCUUUUUGUGCGACCGGAACGGAUCGAACCAUUCACCGAGCUAUUAGAGUGUGGGAGAAAGAACAAACACUCAUAACAAAAAAAAAACAAUAAAUGUUACUACGUUAAGUAAGUAAUACACCGCAAGCGAACCAAAUCAAUAUAGGAAGCAGUAGACGAAGAAGAACAAACAAACCCCAAAUACCUAAAUGUGUCGAAACGAAACAAAACAUCACAACACUCACUCACUGACUCACACAUACACACACACACACACACACCAUCCACGUGCAUCUUCUCCGCGUGGUGGCAAGAACAGAAGCACGCAGGACAUUUGCUCCUUAACUAGACUGUGCAACUAUCGCUUGGCAUUCCGCGUAAGUGGAACUGGUCGGAACUGGUAUUACUGUAUAGGGAAAUAUCUCCUGUUUUAGUAGUCGGUCGGGUAAUGCUAAUUCUUCCCUGUUGUAUUCUCGGUCUCAUCGUGAUUGAUGGUGGUUGAACUGUCUCUCUGUUAGUGCGCUAACGCAGACGACUGAAAUAGGCGGAUAGUUGACUUUAAACAACAAUAGAAAAAGGAAGAGAGCAAUGUAAAAGACCGAAAUCGUUUGUUUUACGUGUGUGUCUGUUUUUGGUGUGCAAAAGGAUGGAAUGCACAAUUCAUUUUUUGUUUUUGUAUACAAAUAAAGGAUGCACAUAACGUCCUGUUUUUUUCUUUAAAAAAAAGGGAUCGCAACUAUUGAUCCUACGAAACAAGUAUUAAAAGUCGAGAGGAACACAUGGUGGUUGAGUUGCGCAACAAGCAUGCGAACAGACUAAACGCAAACAAGCAAACAAAAAAUACUAUAAAAUGUAGACUGGAGCAUACGCGAGAUGAUAACGGCCUCUGAUAUGAUUAGUGGGCAACAGACAGAGAGAGACACACACACACACCUACUAACACCUAAACAAACAGGAGAUAUUGUGUAACAAAUCAAUGUGUUAUGUACAUAAGAGUAUGCAUGUUAUACAAGGCAAACAAGUAAACGCAUAAUAACCAACCUAUGCAAAACAGAAAACACAGAGAGUGGAAAGUGUGGAAGAAGGUGGAAAACUAAAGAAACCAAACUCUGUGGCGCAUUUUUUGUGAAAGCUGUAGAACCUUCGAUGUUGGCAUAAUUAUACAGAAACACACACACACACACACACACACACACACACACACACACAAAACACGUACACGAAGGAUACCAUUUCCAUACUGGAAAUGGAACCAACACAAAAAAAACCCAGUAGAUGAUGAACAGAAACAUGUCUUAACCGUGGUUAGUGGUCGAUGUUGUCAAGUUUGUGUUGUCGAAUGGGGAGUAGUGGAGCAUUUGGGGUAUGUAAUUAAAUUUGGACCGCAAAGCGAAAGUGGACCUUGAUCGGGCCGAAAUCGCUGUGCGACGUUGUUAGUGGAUGAUCAUAUCCCUUAAUUGAAACAUUCAAGUGCACACACACACACACAGCCGCGCUUUGGUCUGUUUUUUGUUUGUUGGCAGGAGUUGUUGGGUUGGGUUGGGCACAGGAUUAGAACGGAACGGAGAAGGUAAAACAAACAAUAAUUAAACGUUUGGCCCCACGUGUGAGAAAGUUUGCACCCGAAAUCAGCCACUCUGUGCGCGUGUAGGGGUAGGUAGAGCGUGCCACGUGUUUUAGGUGCGAGUUGGCAGUUGUUUAAGCGUUAGUGUACAACACAGACAGUGCUACACACACACACCACACACGGUUUGGGAUGAAAAUGAAAUGAAAGUAAAGCAGGAGGUGUGUUAAAUAUAUUGGCGGAAGAGGGAAGAUGUUGCAGGAGUAGCAGCAGCAGGAUAUCACAGGUUAAUAAUGCAAAACGAGAUAUAAGAGUGUGUAGAAAGGUGGAGAGUCGAAGAGGAGCCGUGUGCAAGCCGAGUGUGUUAAGGGGGAUGAUUAGUAAUGAUUUAUCUAGUGUAAAGAGAAAGUAGUAGUAGUAGUAGUAGUAGCAGUAGUAAUAGUAGAAGUACUGGGGCAAAACAUGAACGAUGGGAGGGAGGAAGAAAAAGAAAGUAAACAAGAAGGAACGUGUGUAGUGUAAUGGGGGCUGCUAGCAAGUAGUAGUUGUGCGAUACGUAUGAGCGCUAAUCCUAUCGCAAACAUGUUGUACUAUAUACAAGAUUUUAUGUAAAACAAAACCAACCAAGCAGUUGCAAGAACUGUGUGUAACAACUGUGUAAAACAGAGUGAAGUGAAUAUAGGCCAGAGAUAGAGGGAAGCGCGUGAACAAAAGAGAUAGAGUUAUAUAUAGAUAUAUAUAUAUAUAGAGAGAGAGAGAGAGUAAACAAACAUAUUAUGUAUGUAGUACCAACGGAGAAGAGAAAAGAAUGAAAUUCGUUGAGAUUAAGUGAAAAGAGUGCAACAACAACAACAACAACAAAAAAAGAAACAACCAGAAAAUGAGAAAAGUGGAUUUGCUAAGAAAAGUUUAUAUAUAAUAAUGGUUGAACGGUAGAGAAAAGAGAAAGAUGAAAAGAAGGUGUACGAAAACAGAA
Molecule: messenger RNA, 11374 nt
Organism: Anopheles coluzzii
Lineage: Eukaryota; Metazoa; Arthropoda; Insecta; Diptera; Culicidae
Gene: Sos
Product: protein son of sevenless
Exons: 20
Coding region: 1792-7527 (1911 amino acids)
Biological process (GO): Ras protein signal transduction; positive regulation of GTPase activity
Cellular component (GO): nucleosome; plasma membrane
Molecular function (GO): protein heterodimerization activity; DNA binding; structural constituent of chromatin
Source: RefSeq, a predicted model, not a curated record